CGGUUUCACGGGUAUAAAAAGACGGGAGGUGGCAUGAUGCAAGGGGACGACGACAGAAGCCGCCGCCGCGUGUCCCUUAAGCCACACGCGCUGGUGACCAUGUACCAAGGACUGAAGACGCUGUCGCCGCUGAUGAAGAGCAAGAGCAACCGCAACAUCGUCGUGAACCCGACGUUGGUGGGGAUGCUGGCGGACCCGCUGGCCAAGGUGGGCGAGAAGAUGCACCACGUCGCGCCGGGCACGUACGACGAAGUGGUCGAGCGGUUCAAAGCGGCGCGACAGGAGGUUCUUGAGCGGCACGACCGCGUCGCCGUGGAGGACCGGGUGCCAAAGUCCGUGGGGCUUGUCAAGGACCUGCUGCCGCCCGUGCCGCAGCACGACGCAUCGAGCAGCAGUACCUCGAAACCGUGGACAUUGAAUGCAAGUCGACUAAGUAGCUCGUUGGUGUUGUUAUCAACCAUGAGGCUUUUUCUAAUGUAGGACAUUCUCAACGAGUUUCAAGUGGAAAAGCAGGUGCUGAUGGACCAAAAACACUGGCUGCGGACACAAGCCGAGCACCAAGUGCACAGCGUGCUCGUGCCAGCGGGGCUGCACCAGCUUAAAGACGCGCUGCACGAAGCCGGGAUGGACACGACCUUGAUCGAGGCGGUGCUGCAAAACACUGUCACAGGCGCCCAAGUGCCCGCGCUCACGUCUAUCCUCCAAGCGCACCCGGAACUCCAAGCGAUGCUUCAUAUCGUCCAGGCCUCUCUCCACGACGACAAGAGGGGACUACACCUCCCACCUCCUCCUCCACCCCACCGACCUCUCGACAGUGAACACAGCGAGCUAAGACGGUCCCAUGCUAAGUCGGCCAAUGCUAAGUCGAGGGAUCUGUUGGGUAGCGUUACUUUGAAACCUGAAGUGUCCACGCAGGAGCCACGACCGGACGACCCCACCAACCGCCCGACGAAGAACCCCCUCUACGACGUUCCGCUGUCGAUUUUGAAGGGACUAACGUCACCCCACCACCCUCGGGACAAAAAGCUGGACCUGCUCACGACCCUCACGACCCUCGCCAACCACAUCGUGGACGACAAGGUGGACGAGAUCAAGCUCAGCCUCGUCGAAGCCAGCCACGCUAGCCACGCCCUGUACGCGGCCACCACGUUUAUCCUGCUCGCAGUCAUGUUUGGUGCGCUGAGUCUGUUCUUGUUGUCGUUGUGGUUUACCCAAUUUCUCAACGUGUAUUUGUCGCUGUCGUACCUGAUGGCGCUUAUUACCGCCUCCGGGUCGGCCAUCUUUCUCGGCCUUUUGUUUGCGUUUGUGGGUGCGCGCAUCGUCCACAACACGAUGACGUCGCUGCAAGUGAUUUUACUGAGUCCGCAGUCCAGCCGACACCCCCCCAAGCCGACCACAUCCAGAAGCCCCGACCACGACAAGGACGAGGAGGAGGUGACGCUGUCUCCUACUAGAACCAGUGCGUUGGGCAUGCUCAGUUCUUUCCUUUCAAGUUUCCACAAGAAGGCUCCCAAGUCUAGUAUUACUAGUAGUAGUAGUAGUAGUACUGCCAUUCCAACGCCCGCAGCGGCAGCAUGCGACUCGCCACAUGUGACAAACGAACUGGAUGCUGUGAAGGAGCUAAAAAAAGUAGCCUCCCGACUGAGUCUCGUGAGCGACGACGACCGAUUGGCCCAAAUCCCAGAGGAAACCAACCAAUCCGAUCCGAACGGAGACACCCGAACAGCCGGCGCCGCCGCCACACACGACCGAGCCAACCCCACGACCAGACAGCAGCCGACGCCGCCGCCCCCGUGUGCCCCCAUCGAUGCAAACGACGUCGACAUUGUCAUGGAGACCGAAUGUCUCCCUCCCCCGGAUCGACCCACUCCACACGUCGAGGUUCGAUACGACGACGACGAAGGUGGUCACGACGUGCCUGCUGUCGUCGUGGUGCGACCCAGUCACGCCCGGAAGCGGCGGAUCCAUACAUCUGAAACUAGUACCGCCGUCGAGUGGAUGUGCAGUGGCCGUCCUCCGUCCCGACGACGAAGGGAAGGACCUCAUACAUGUCGUCGGGAAGGCAUGUGUUGGGUCAAAAGAAGUUCGACGUGGGAACUCCACGCCGUGGACUGGGGGGCGUUGCUAAGACACAAGAACCUCGUGGCGCGGGUGCACCUGCCGCGGCUAAGUCGGCGCGGCUGCGUGGGGCUGGUGGUGCGCGCGGGGGGUACCUCUCCGAUCCUCAUAGCUGUCCCGAGGUGGAUACGACAGACCAAACCGUCGCAUGCCAACACGUCGAUCGAGCGGACUGCAGCCCACGCAUUUGUGACUCGUAUCCUUCACCAGGGGCAUGUAGCAUACGCACUGGUGCAUCUUGACAAGGCCAGCAGCAAUACCUAG
This is a messenger RNA of Aphanomyces astaci, 2382 nucleotides long. RefSeq lists its product as hypothetical. The coding region runs from base 520 to 2382 and encodes 620 amino acids. The record is from RefSeq and is a predicted model, not a curated record. The transcript is spliced from 6 exons. NCBI's taxonomy places the organism in Eukaryota, Oomycota, Saprolegniomycetes, Saprolegniales, Verrucalvaceae.